Molecule: messenger RNA, 1364 nt
Organism: Arachis ipaensis
Lineage: Eukaryota; Viridiplantae; Streptophyta; Magnoliopsida; Fabales; Fabaceae
Source: RefSeq, a predicted model, not a curated record
GUGAUGUAACUAACUCAAACUACUUAGCACUAUAGCAGUAUCAAUAACUAUAAGAGUGUAUGGAUGAAAUCUAAGUGUGACUGUGUGAGAGUGAAAGAAACUUCAUGUGCUGAAAAGUCAGAAUCAUUCUUACCUCUUCCAAAUGAUGAUCGGAUAGAUUAAUAAAAUGGAUAAAAUAAAACAGUUGAUUUGUUUGACCGUUGAAAGUGAAGAAGGAAAAGAAAAAAACAUAUAUAUAGAGCGGUGAUGUCUGGAUAAGAGUUGAAUGAAGUGUGCAGAAAGAGAAAGUAGUUUUGCUGCAUCUCCAUCUCAAUAUGGAGAGUGAAGCUGUGAAUCUGAAGCUGUAUUCACACUGGAUGAGCUCCUGCUCCUUCCGAGUUCGAAUCGCUCUCAACCUCAAAGGCUUAAAAUACCACUAUGUAGUUGUCACCGCCUCCUCCAAAUCUGACCCCGAGUUCCUCAAGUUGAAUCCUCUUGCUUUAAUUCCCGUUCUGGUGGAUGGCGAUUUUGUUCUUGCUGAAUCCUUAGCCAUUAUUAUGUAUUUGGACGAUAAGUAUCCUCAAUACCCUUUGCUGCCUCAUGACAUUCCCAAAAGAGCACUCAAUUUUCAGGUUGCACAUAUUGUUGCCUCAUCCAUACAGCCUUUUCAAAACAUGGGGUUCUUGAAUAACUUCAUCGAGAAAAAGGUUGGCCCUCAUGAAAAACUUCCUUGGGCACAAAGUGUCAUUAGAAAGGGCUUCACAGGUGACACUUCACUGAAUACCAUUAAGAUAUAUUCUGCACUUGAAAAGCUACUGAAAGAUCACGCAGGGAGAUAUGCCACUGGAGAUGAAAUUUUCCUGGCAGAUUUGUUUUUAGCACCUCAACUGUAUUCAGCAUAUAAGAGGUUCAACAUUUCCAUGAAUGAGUUCCCUAUUCUAUCAAGAUUACAUGAGGCAUACAAUGGCUUUGACGACUCCUUAAAAUGUAAAGGCUUGACUCGAGUCUUGAGCAAGUUACCGUCAACGUUGGGAAUCCAGUGAGAUAUGCUCAAUGUCGUUGAAAAUCAACCAUGUGGUUGAAUAUUAUUGGCCAAAGAUUUGCGCUGAAACGUUCAAAGACAAAGACAGAACACACUUUUUCUCUCCUAUGCAUAGAGAAUAACUUCCUACAAAGGAUAUAUAAAUUUAGCCCUUUUCUAAUUCAAUAUGAAUGUGAGAUAGUACCAAGUCGGUGAUAGUACUUAAGUCUUAUUGGCUAGUGUUUAUUGUUUUUCAUUUAAAUGUUUCAGAUUUCAAUAAUGAAUAAAUAAAAAACAUGAAGUGGAACUUAUUAUAGUUGACUGACUUUUGGAAUAGACAAGUGAGGAAGGGUGUCAAAGUAGA